UUGUUCAUCAGCUGUUCGGCCGUCGAUCAGCCUAUCGGCUCUAGUGGCUUACCGUUUUCAGAACUUUCCACGAUGUCAACCUUCAAGGACAAGGUUAUUAUUGUCACCGGCGCCAGCUCUGGCAUUGGUGCAGGCGCUGCCGUCCACUUGGCCAGCCUCGGAGGACUCCUGGUCAUCGUGGGUCGCAACGUGGAGAAGCUAAAGGAGACGGCCGACAAUAUUGUGGCAGCCGGAGGAGCUCCUGCCCUGGAACUGCAGGCGGACAUGACCAAGGAGACGGAGGUGCAGCAGAUUGUGCAGGCCACUUUGGCCAAGUACGGACGCAUCGAUGUGCUGGUCAACAAUGCGGGCAUCCUGGAGAGCGGCUCCAUCGAGAACACCAGUCUGGAGCAGUUCGAUCGCCUGAUGAACACCAACGUGCGGUCUCUGUAUCAACUCACCAUGCUGGCCACUCCGGAGCUGGUCAAGACCAAGGGCAACAUCGUGAACGUGUCCAGCGUCUGUGGGCUGCGUGCCUUCCCCGGUGUCCUGGCCUACAAUGUGUCCAAGGCGGCCGUGGAUCAGUUCACGGCCUGCGUGGCCUUGGAACUGGCCCCCAAAGGGGUCCGUGUAAAUGCCGUCAACCCGGGUGUGAUUGUAACCGAUAUCCACAAGCGUGGCGGCAUGGACGAGGAGACGUACGCCAAGUUCUUGGAGCACUGUAAGGUCACCCACGCCCUUGGUCGUCCCGGUGAUGUCAAGGAGGUGGCUGCGGCCAUUGCCUUUCUGGCCAGCGAUGCUGCCAGCUUCAGCACUGGCAUCAGUCUGCCCGUCGAUGGAGGUCGUCAUGCCAUGUGCCCGAGAUAAAUUCAGGAUGAUAAGGUGGUGGAUGGAGAUGGAGAAAUCGCAGUUGCCCGAUGGCAUUUAACAAUCUGAUUAAUUUAAAGCUUCCCAGUUAAAUAAAACUUAACAUUUAAUUAUGCAUCUGUAAGUUUGACUCUGGGAUUCUACUUUAAUUUUAGGAAAUAUUUAAAUUCAGGAUAAUAAGAUGGAGAAAUCACUGUUGUUCGAUGGCAUUUUACGAAUUUAAUAAUUAAAUCAGAUUAAUUUAAAGUGUCUCAAUUAAAUAAAACUCGAUAUUUAAAAAAAGCAUUUGUAAUUUUGGCUUUGUUUGGCAUUAUUCUUUAGUUAAGGAAAUUUUUAAAUUCAGGAUGAUCAGAUGGAGAAAUCGCAGUUAUACGAUAGCAUUUAACGAAUUUAAUUAUUAAUUCUGAUUAAGGUGUUUCAAUUAAAUAAAACUCAACAUUUAAAAUAUGCAUUUUUAGGUUUGACUAUGCUUGGGAAUCUACUUUAAUUUAAUUUAAUUUUGUUGGAAAAAUACUUUAUUAUUCCAAAAAUGUAUAACAUUUAUUACGAAAUGAAAUUUAAUUUUUGAUCUUUCAA
Drosophila gunungcola (fruit fly) is the source of this 1422-nucleotide messenger RNA. Its product is annotated as 3-oxoacyl-[acyl-carrier-protein] reductase-like. The transcript has a single exon. NCBI's taxonomy places the organism in Eukaryota, Metazoa, Arthropoda, Insecta, Diptera, Drosophilidae. The record is from RefSeq and is a predicted model, not a curated record. The coding region runs from base 73 to 846 and encodes 257 amino acids. Gene Ontology annotation, molecular function: oxidoreductase activity.